GCCGGGCGCGGUGGCGCACGCCUGUAGUCCCAGCUACUCGGGAGGCUGAGCCCGCCGGAUCGCUUGAGCCCAGGAGUUCUGGGCUGCAGUGCGCUAUGCCGAGCGGGCGUCCGCGCUAAGGCCGGCAUCAAUAUGGUGAGCCCCGGGGAGCCGAGGCACACCAGGUUGCCUAAGGAGGGGUGAACCGGCCCAGGUCGGAAACGGAGCAGGUCAAAACUCCCGUGCCGGUCAGUAGCGGGAUCGCGCCUGUGAAUAGCCACUGCAGCGUAGCCUGGGCAACACAGAGAGACGCGGGUUCCUUUUGCCCACCCGUCACGCGCCUUUUGCCCAACCGCGCCCCGCGACCCCUCAAUACUGCCCCGUGCGCGCAGCGCCUCCUACUGGCAGCACCGCGCCACUGCUGGCUCCGCAGCGCCUCCUGCUGGCCCAGAGUGAGUCGUACAGCUGCGUAACCUCCGUCUUCACUCUUCACCACACCGCCCUCCGGGCUGAACACCCCCAGCUCUCAGCCUGUCCCCGCGCCACAGGUGCGGGUCACUGUCCAUGGAGGUGCUCAAGAACCGCGGGGAUGUGGCACUGAGGGACGCAGUGGGGUGAGGUCGGGAUCUCGGAGGGCCUUUUUACCCGGAUUAGGAUAGGAUAGGAUUCUAUGCUUCUACGGUUCUGUGGCUCCGUGAUUCCCGCUCCGCCCAGCCGCCAGGUGGCGUUCGCUCCCGGCGCCGCAGCUCUUGCCGCUCCUCCCCUCGCCUUCCCUUCCCGCCUUUCCGGAAGGGCGGGAAGGGCGGGAAAGGAAGGCGAAGGGAGGGGAGGAGCGGUCGGCGAUGCGGCUGCAGUGCGAUGUGGAGGUGGUGAGCCGGCUGCUGCCCACCUGCGGGCUGCGGGGGCGCGGCCGCGGCACCAGAGCGCUGCUCUCCCUCGGCCGCCAGCCCGGCCGGGCGCGGGGCGGUGUGUGCCUGAUGGUGUGCACGGCGCGGGACCGGGCCGGAGUUCGCUACCAGGUGCAGGACAACGUGGAGCGGUUCUUCACCCGCUUCGUGGAGGAGGGCAAAGCCACCGUGCGCCUGAAGGAGCCCGCCGUGGACGUGUGCCUCAGUAAGGCAAAUGCCAGCAAUCUAAAGACUUUCCUUUCAGCUGUGAGACUGGCUCACCAAGGGUCCGACGUCGCCGCUCUCCCACUCUCAGCUUUGGUACCAGCAAAGACCUCAGAAGUUGAGAAGCCUAAAACAAAAAUGAUCAUCACUUCCAAAAGGGACUAUCCGCUCACCAAGGGCUUCCCCUAUUCCCUCGAACACCUCCAAGCCUCAUACUGCAGGCUGGCUCGGAUCGACACGCGUGUGCUGUGCCUGAAGAAGCUGCGAAAAUUAGACCUAAGUCACAAUCACAUAAAGCAGCUGCCAGCCACCAUCGGUGACCUCCUCUUCCUUCAGGAGCUAAACCUGCACGACAAUCACCUGGAGUCCUUCAGCAGUGCUCUGUGCAGCUCUACCCUUCAGAAGUCUCUCCAGUGCUUGGACCUCAGCCAGAACAAAAUUAAAGCGCUUCCGAUUCAGUUCUGCCAACUGCGAGAACUUGUUAAUUUAAAGCUCGACGACAACGAGUUGAUUAGGUUGCCAUUCAAGAUUGGCCAGUUGGAUCAUCUGCGCUUUCUGUCAGCAGCUCGAAACAAACUGCCUUUCCUGCCCAGCGAUUUUAGGAAACUCUGCCUUGAGAACUUGGAUCUGUUUGGAAAUCCUUUUGAACAGCCUAAUCCCCUUCUUCCCAACAUACAAUUGAAAAUACCAUUGACUUUAUUAGAAUGUGCUGCAAGAGCUACUGUAAAUUACAGAAUCCCAUACGGCCAUCAGCUGCUGCCUUCCCACCUUUGUGAAGACCUGGAAGUGGCCAAGACCUGCCAGUGCGGGAGCGCCUGCCUGAGCAGCUUCAUUCAGAUCACGGUGACCAUGAACCUGCACCACGUGGCCCACACCGUGGUCCUGGUGGACAACAUGGGCGGCACGGAGGCGCCCAUCAUCUGCUACUUCUGUUCUCUGGGCUGCUAUUCCCAGUUCCUGGACAGGUACCUGCAGAGCAGCGCUGACCACUGACGGCCCGUCCUCAUCCGCAGCGGCUGCACGAGGCUCCUCUGCGUUACAGCACGGAGGGGACACAGCGCCCAACCCGGGGCUGCUGCUGCGCUGCUGGAGCCGCUGCCGGGAGGCAGAAACGCUGAUGGGCCGGGGAUGGCCUCGGGCUGCGUGCUCCUCUUGGUGGCAGCUGCCGCUUCCAGGAGGGACCUUCGUUGGUUGUUUUUUUUUUUUUUUUUUUUACUGAAAUAUUUGUAUCUCUUUGUAAUAGAAACACCUUUUCUAAACACGCGAGCUGUGCUUUGUUUCCUUCAGGUUGAAUCCCGGCGCUGGGAGGGGUCCGGGUGUGCAGCGGUGGGGUCAGGCCGAGCCCGGGGCUCCGCGCUGACGCGUAAAGCUGCCUCGCUUCCUCACGCCGGUGUUUUAAACGUUCCUGUACCGUUCUGUGUUAUUAAAUGCUGAAACUGC
Messenger RNA from Gallus gallus (chicken), 2531 nucleotides. RefSeq names its product leucine rich repeat protein 1 (gene LRR1). The transcript has 4 exons. NCBI's taxonomy places the organism in Eukaryota, Metazoa, Chordata, Aves, Galliformes, Phasianidae. The record is from RefSeq and is a predicted model, not a curated record. Bases 822 to 2084 code for a protein of 420 amino acids. Gene Ontology annotation, molecular function: protein binding.